Porites evermanni is the source of this 772-nucleotide messenger RNA. The record is from the annotation of a GenBank genome assembly. NCBI's taxonomy places the organism in Eukaryota, Metazoa, Cnidaria, Anthozoa, Scleractinia, Poritidae.
GGUGUGGAAGUGUUCUCAAAUCCCCUGGCGCCUCCAUCUUUGUCAGGGCAUCAUGGCGGACAUCAUAGGUACGUCAUCCAUCGCGUCUAACUCUUCUCGGUGGUGGACGAGGUCUACAUCUGAAAUCUUUAACUUAAUUUUAUUUUCUUCUUAAAAAUAACUGUGAAAAAAGAGGAAAUGAACAAAACACGUUUUAGUUAGUGUAGAAUUAGUCAAUCCCAUUGUAAUUCCAUUCAUAAUCUAAGAUCCAUUUACACACAGAAGGACAUGAAGCAUUUUUUUUGCUUGGAAAUAAAGCCUCUUCAUCACCGUUAAUUAUUUUUCCGUUGGGAGAGGGUUACUAUAUAUAGUUUUUGUCUUUUCUUUUUUACAAUCCUUCAUCUCUUUGAUUUGAGAUGCUUAGUUAAACAGAAAUGCAGCAGAUGUUUAGUCUAUUAUUACUUCUGUUGAACUAUAAAACGUCUUCUUCAGCCUUGUUGCAUUUUAGUCAAGGUUUUAUAAGUCCAAAAGUUGAAGAAAAAUUAAGAACAACCUUUUUCAAAGUGUAGUGAUCUGAUUUAUGUGUAUUUUGAUAUUUUAUUAUUUAUUUUUUCCUAUUAUUAGCACAUCAGCCUUGACAAAUGAGGAUUUCAGGAAACUUUUGAUGACCCCUCGGUCUGGUGCACCAUCUGUGGCUCCUCCAUCAGCAAGGUCAUCAAGUCACAGCAGUAAAAGCACUUCAAGCAGCAUUCAUUCACAUCGUACCAGCAGGUGGGACAUGUUUUUGUUCUAG